Thamnophis sirtalis is the source of this 830-nucleotide messenger RNA. RefSeq names its product NAD(P)HX epimerase (gene NAXE). Gene Ontology annotation, molecular function: NAD(P)HX epimerase activity. The record is from RefSeq and is a predicted model, not a curated record. Lineage: Eukaryota; Metazoa; Chordata; Lepidosauria; Squamata; Natricidae. Gene Ontology annotation, cellular component: mitochondrion.
AGGAAGGAAGGAAGGAGGGAGGGAGCGGGGCUGGCCGCAUGUCCGGGCCGCGGCGGGUGGCUCUGCUGGGACUCGGCCUGCUCCUGUCUAGGGCGGCGGCGGGACACUGUCCGGCCCGGCUCUGGCCGCCUCCCCGCGCCAUGCAGAGCGCCGCGCCCGGCCUGAAGUUCCUGGGGCAGAAAGAAGCCCAGGCCAUCGACCAGGAGCUCUUCGAGGAGUACAAAUUCAGCGUGGACCAGCUAAUGGAGCUGGCGGGCCUCAGCUGUGCCACGGCCAUUGCCAAGGCCUACCCAGCCAGCAGCUUCACCAUCAGCCAGCCAGCGGUGCUGAUCGUGUGCGGCCCUGGGAACAACGGCGGAGAUGGACUGGUUUGUGCCCGACACCUGAAAAUGUUUGGCUAUCAGCCGACCCUCCAUUACCCCAAACGACCCAACAAGCCACUUUUUGAAGGCUUAACCACCCAGUGUAAGAAGAUGGAGAUCCCAUUCCUCACAGAGUUCCCAUCUGAAGCUGCCCUCAUCGACGAGAUCUACGGCCUGGUGGUGGAUGCCGUCUUUGGGUUUAGCUUCCAGGGCGCCGUGCGGGAGCCUUUUGGUACCAUCCUGAGCACCUUGGAGAAGGUGACCAUCCCUGUGGUCAGCAUCGAUAUUCCUUCCGGCUGGGAUGUGGAGAAGGGGAAUCCUGACGGGCUGCAGCCGGACAUGCUGAUCUCGCUCACAGCCCCCAAGAAGGCGGCCCAGCACUUCCAGGGCCGCUACCAUUUCCUGGGGGGCCGCUUUGUGCCCGAGGCCCUGCAGAAGAAGUACGCACUCAACCUCCCGCCCUACCCA